AUUUCUAUGGCAUACAGUAAUCGAGAGACAAAAAAAGAGACCAAUAGCUUUAUCAAAUUCACUUAUGGCUUAGAUUAUUGAUAACACGAUCAUCAUCUUCAUUAUUAGUCUUAUUAUUGAGAGUAAAAAAAAGGAGAUGUGUAAUUCUAUGCCCCCUUUUGUUUUAAAUCUUCCGUCGAUAAUGACCACUUGAUGUGAUUAUUAUUUAACAACAACAAAGUGUAAUCAACAAAACACAUACGCACACACACACACGUCAUCAUGCUGAUUUAUUCGGAAUUACUAACUGAUUACACUCAAAAAGAUAAUCAAUCAUCGAAAUGUGAUCGACUCAGCAGUAAGGAGAAACGCCUACCACGAUUUGCACUAUCAGAAAAAAAUAAAAAUCGUCUGCUUUAUGGAAAUCGAGUAAACUUAACACCUGAAAUUGACAGUUUCGCAACAAACACCUCAGAAAUAGGUACAAUGAUACAUUCAUACCGUUUACCAAUGUUUCCGACAUUAUUCUCUAAAUCUGAGAAUACACAUGAUCAGCAUACAUCGCGAAUAAAUAAAACUAGUGAAGAUGAUGAUACAGAUUCAAAUAAUUCACAGAAUACACUAGCAUCAGUUGUACAUUCACCGGACAGUUCAGUUAAACACAAAGAUAAAAAGUUAUUCAAUGAUCAAUUCUCAAUACAAAAUGUAACCUCCUCUACAACUACAAUUAAAAAUCAUUGUGCACCAGAUCAUAAAAAAUGUCUUGAUUCAAAGAAAAUUCAUUAUGAUGAAGAUUUAAAUAUGAAUGGAUUAAAUACUUCAAAGGACUAUACACACAUGAAAAAGUGGAUGGAGACAAGAGGGAUGGAAACGCCAUCAAUGAAUAAUAAACAGAAUAGUUGGAAAUCAGACAGUAGUGAAAUCAGUGAUCUUUCAAAUCGUGCUAGACAUAUUGACAGAUUAUUUGGAGAACUAUCACGAAAAAUGUACUGUUUAAGCGAAGAAAACGGUUUCCUAUUGGAUAAUUUAUUUACAGUUACAGAACAUUUGAAAUACUUCAAAAAUAUCCUACAAGACAGGAAACCUCAACAACCAGUGCAACAGAAUGACUCUGGAAAUAAUACAACCAGUGCAACUGAUUAUUCAUCAUAUGAAAAUAGUAAAUCAGAAAAUUCAGCACGACGUCUUAUAUCACCAUAUCAGAAUAUUGAAACAGAUACUGGUAAAAAGCGUUUUCAAACUACUGUAAAUUUACGCGACAAUGUCUUGUCUCAAUCACAGCCUAAUUUAAAUCAAGAUGUAAAUUAUUUUAACCAUAGUGCUGUUGCUAAUAAUCAUAAUAAUCGCAGUAAUAUCGAUAAUUCCAAUACACCCAAUGACAGUAACAGUAGUAUUGACAAGCCUAAGAACAGUAGCAAUAGUAAUAAACGUUAUCAGAGUGCGCCCAAAAAAUUUCCAGAUACCCUCCCCGGUUAUACAACAAAAAAUUUUAAUUCUACUAGACGCAAAGUACAAAAGAAUAAUAAUACAGUGUCUCAAUCUCAACAAGCCAAUAAAAUUCCACAAAUCUUGACCAGAGCAAAUCGGUUUUCUACAAUGAAUUUAACUGCAUCACUAUUUCGAGGUGCUUCAAAGGAAAGGCCUAAAAAGAGAUUUACAUAAUAAUAAUAAUAAUUAACAAUAACUGAAUUCACUGAAAUUUGUAUUUUUACUGAUUUUUAAAAAAAUAUCACUUCAAAUUUCCACUUUCUCAUUUAUGGCAAGGAAAAGCCACUAUUAUCUAUUUGUUUUGUUCUGUUUGUUUUUUUUUUUUGAUUCCUCAGUGACAGUCUUUUUAAGAAGAUGAAAACUGCAAUAGAAGAUGAAAAUAAGCAUUCUUUGAAUAGACUGAAAUUCUUUAUUGAAUAGCAAUAUUCAAAACAGAAAGCAUGCAGUAUGAAACCUAAGAAUGUCAUAUGCCACUUCAGGAAAGACUACAUGAAACCGAUGAAAAAGAGAGAAGAUGCGACAUUGUACAUGGCAUAUUUUACUUGGAAAAAUGCUUGUGUUUUUGUAUCAUCAACAAAAAACAAAGCAAAUCUCUGUGUGAAUAUUUCGAUAAAUUAUUAUUACUAUUAUACUUCUGUUUCUUUCAAAAGUGUAUGAGAAUAAAGAAGUUUAUCACUCGG
Trichobilharzia szidati is the source of this 2147-nucleotide messenger RNA. The record is from the annotation of a GenBank genome assembly. Lineage: Eukaryota; Metazoa; Platyhelminthes; Trematoda; Strigeidida; Schistosomatidae.